Molecule: messenger RNA, 2943 nt
Organism: Mesocricetus auratus (golden hamster)
Lineage: Eukaryota; Metazoa; Chordata; Mammalia; Rodentia; Cricetidae
Gene: Clec3a
Product: C-type lectin domain family 3 member A
Exons: 3
Coding region: 91-681 (196 amino acids)
Source: RefSeq, a predicted model, not a curated record
CCCAGAGCAAGAUGUGACCUCACAGCCUCCCUGCUCCCUAGUUGCUCCAGCGCUCCUGACCAAGUGGCCAGACUGGCUUGUCCCAGAGCCAUGGCAAAGAAUGGACUUGUCAUUUGUAUCCUGGUGGCCAGCUUACUCCUGGACCAGACCAAUAGCUACCCAUCCAGAGUGAAAGCCAGGAAACACAGCAAACGCCGUGUGAAAGAAAAGGAUGGUGACCUGAAGUCUCAAGUGGAAAAGUUGUGGCGGGAAGUGAAUGCCCUGAAGGAGAUGCAAGCUCUGCAGACAGUCUGUCUUCGAGGUACCAAAGUUCAUAAGAAAUGCUACCUUGCUUCAGAAGGCCUGAAGCACUACCAUGAAGCCAAUGAAGAUUGCAUUUCCAAGGGAGGAACCCUGGUUGUCCCCAGGAAUUCUGACGAAAUCAACGCCCUCCGAGACUAUAGUAAGAAGAGUCUGCCAGGUGUCAAUGACUUUUGGCUGGGCAUAAAUGACAUGGUCACAGAAGGCAAGUUCCUUGAUGUCCAUGGAUUCGCUGUCUCCUUUCUCAACUGGGACCGGGCCCAGCCAAGUGGUGGCAAGCGGGAAAAUUGUGUUCUAUUCUCCCAGUCAGCUCAGGGAAAAUGGAGCGAUGAGGCCUGUCGAAGUAGCAAGAGGUACAUAUGUGAGUUUAUCAUCCCUUAGCAAGUCCCUCCCAAAUAUCCCUUCCAACUAAAGCUGGUCAUGAUAAGUAAGCUGGUAGUCACCCUAAAUAAGCCAAAUUACAUUUAUUAAUUGCAAGAUUGCAAUGCAAGUAUUGAUAACCAUAGGUUUAUAGAGUCAGACCAUGUUUCUACUGUAGCUCAUUAUGGUGUUACCUUCAUGUAGCUAAGGGGAUCAGAAAAGAAUGACAUGGUAAGAAAGGGACUUCUGAAUAUGGGUUGUCAAAUCCUUUUCCCACCUUCCCUGUCUAUCUCAGGUGGAUAGACCUGGCCUAUUUGAAAAAUAUAAUAGCUAUGUGUUUCUUCAAGACAGAAAAGCAAGACUGGGAUGCCUGGAAGAUUUCUCUUUAAAAUUUAGUCAUGCUAGAAAUACAUGUUGAGAAAUAUGUCCUUGGUUGAUUUUCUGGUUGUAUGGACAUUGUAGUGUGCCCUACAUGAACUCUAUGUUGUAGGGCAAAACUCCAGGUGGCUUCUAAAUGCCCCAAGAUGUAUAGUAGACAAAAGCUGUGUGAGCAUUCUGCUGGCCCUACAUGGAAGGCUUUCACAGUAUACGUCUUUUCCUAAGUACAAACACAUAAUAAAACAACAGUUGAAAACACAGCAGAGUAUACUGUCUUUCCAUUACUAUAAGAUAUUGACACAGACAUGUGUGAAACAAAGUGAGGUUUAUUUAGUGUGUAGUUUCAGUGGCUCAAAGUCAAAGAUUAAACAGUCCUAGUGAAUUGGCCAAUGGUGAGGGUGGCAGACCAUUAGCAAGAACUAGUGGUAGCAUCUAAAACAAGAGCAGAAACAGAGAUGAUAAGUAGGAUCUCCUUUCAGAGGAGUGUUCCUAGUCACCCAAAGACAUCCUAGACAGAUCCACCUCCUUAAGGUACACAAUACCUUUCAAACUUGUCACAUCAGGAUCCUUGAGGGAACAAAACAAUCAAAUGACCUUCAGCUAUAGUGCACGAUAAACAUAAAAACAACACACUCAUUUAUCAUAGUUAAUCAAGUAUUACAUGCUGUGCCGAGUCAUUGUGUUAAACUUUACGACUAGUGGUGUGCAAGGUUUGUUUUUAGUACUGUCACCAAGGACACACAUAGUGCUACAUGUAAUUUGCUACAUGAGAAUAUCAAAAAUGUUUCUAGGCAAAAAAUUUUUCAGCUCCAUCACAGCCCUUGGGACAACCAUCAAACAUGGAGUCUAUUACUGGUCAAAAUAUUGCACAGUACAUGCGUAUAUUUGAUUGAUAAGAAUGUCCUACGUCCGAGAUUCUAGGUGCUAUGUGAUGCAAACCUUUUUAGCACGAUGCUUGAUUUCAUCCACCCUGUUAGCCUAUGGUCCUUGCCUUCAGAUGCCACAUCCCCUGGUGUGACAUGGCUCCUGUCUGCCACAUCGGAGCAGGGAUGUCUGAAGAGGUUCUCAUCUAACUCUUCAAAUCCCCCAACUCCAGCUUUCUUGGAGGUUCCCAGUCAAGACUGCACACCCAAAGUGGGUGAGCAUAUUUGAUGAAUGUCUGCUCUCAGCAGUCUACAACUGCUUCUAGCCAAUGAACAAAGCUGAGGUAGGAGAUGGGCAGCAGGUGGUGAAGACAAAGAACUUAGAGACAGCAAGGCAGGGCGGAGGGGGGGGUGCAGUUCAGUGGGUAGAGUGUUUGUCUAGCAUGUGAGAAGACCUGGGUUCAAAGUGAAAAGGACUCAAGCCUAUAAUACCAGCUCUGGGGAGGUGGAGGCAAAAGGGUUAGGAGUUCAAAGUCAUGCUCUACCAGCUGAACUGGAUGAGGCCCUAUUUAGAGGACAACAAAAGAAAUGAGUCCCUUUCCUUUCACUUACAUAUCCUUACAGUCUCCUUUUAUAUGUGAUAACAAUAUUUUUCACUUUCUUUACAUAUAUAUUUCUUCAAUUACCAUUAUGUAUUUCACUCUAUGAGGGGCAAUUUGUCAUUAGAAGUUGAAAGUUGGACUUAAAUAACACUAUUUCAGAGUAACACAUGUGUGCAGUUUUUUUAUUCAAUGCUAUUUCCAUUAAAUUGCUUAACUCGAUUUUACAAAAAUAACCUCAUUGUUUAAAAACAGCAGCAUACAUUUAAAGCUUAGGGGAAAUGGGUUUUGUAGAAAUAAACAAUUCUGAAUAUAUUCUGCCCUUCAAAUAAAUAUCUUUUCUCUUUUGUGAAUAAUGUCCUACUCCCAAGAGCUGAAUUACAUAUGCUUAGAAUUAAAUUUUGGGUUUGUUUUAUCAUUGCACAAUAAAGCCCCAAAUCUGA